AAUCAGAAUCACUUUGGAACCUAACCCUAGCUAUGGGACUUUCAUCACGUGUAGAACUAUUCCGAGUGACUUCAGACUUCUCUUGCUACUGCUACCGACUAGACCACUGCAAUGGCACAACGCGGCUCUAAGAAGAAGGCCGAAGCUGCUGAGGGCGCUGAGGACACACCGGCACCCAAAAAGAAGCCCGGCCCCAAACCGAAACCGAAAGUGAAGCCGUAGACAACGAUCUAGUAGAUAAAGACAGGAAGUAUAUACGCGCAAAAAGUGGGUGGUCAAUUCGAAGGUGAUUCUGCAGUGAUUCUGCAGUGAUUCACGCCGAAUCAGCGAACCGAAUCACACUUGAAUCACACUUGAAUCACACCUGAAUCACUGUUCGAAUCACUUCCGCGUAAAGAGCUUUGACUUCCCCUAUUAUCGGACAUUUGUAUAUGGC
Molecule: messenger RNA, 436 nt
Organism: Mycena citricolor
Lineage: Eukaryota; Fungi; Basidiomycota; Agaricomycetes; Agaricales; Mycenaceae
Source: the annotation of a GenBank genome assembly